Molecule: messenger RNA, 5796 nt
Organism: Ostrea edulis (European flat oyster)
Lineage: Eukaryota; Metazoa; Mollusca; Bivalvia; Ostreida; Ostreidae
Product: 3-phosphoinositide-dependent protein kinase 1-like
Exons: 14
Coding region: 1891-3273 (460 amino acids)
Biological process (GO): peptidyl-serine phosphorylation; intracellular signal transduction
Molecular function (GO): ATP binding; protein serine/threonine kinase activity
Source: RefSeq, a predicted model, not a curated record
CACAGUUUCUUUAUCAGAAUUUCACGGCAUAACCAUGUUAUUCGAUCCGCGAACUUUACGAUAGCAUUUAUUCUGUAAUGACUUUUAAAAAAGGAAUAAAUAACAUGAUUAGUUAACAUGUUCUAAAAAUAUAAAAGUAUUAGUAACUAGUUAGUCCGUGUGCCGACUUAUCUAUAAUUAUAUAUCUUUAUACAUAUAACCAUGAUAACAAUAUGGAAUGUUUAAGUCUGCGGAUCGAAUAACAUGAUUAUGCCAAUUUCACUUUUUAAUAAGUCCAAAUUAAAUACUUAUAUUUGAUUUAAUACUAUGAAGAAAAAUAGCUGUUUUAUUAAAUCAAGGUAUUAAUAUUAAUAGCUAGAUUGGUAUAUUUAGCUACACAUUAGAUUUAAAUGGAGUAAUGGCUACAGAUGGGCCUGUUGAAUUUACAUCUGUCAGGUCACAGCAUGUAAUUAUUUACACCAGAUCUGUGUGAAAACACCCAUUUCAUCCCUUGUAUAAGUUCAACCUCUCAACUGCUGUACAGUAUUUAUUUUGGUCAAAAUUUUCAUGAAAAGUGAAUGUAACGAACAGUGGUCAAUCUCAUAAACCCCCUAAAUACAAAAUUAAGAGUAGGGCAAACAUGAAUGAAAGGAUAACUGUUUUAAGUUAUAUUUUCAUUUGCAGUAUACAAAAAUGAAGAAAACAUGUGGGCGAGAGAAAUCAAACAGUAGCCUAAGAAAUCAGACACUUGCCUCAGAAAUCAGACACUUGCCUCAGAAAUCAGACACUAGCCACAGAAAUCAGACACUAGCCUCAGAAAUCAGAAACUAACCAAAGAAAUCAGACACUAGCCUCAGAAAUCAGACACUAGCCUCAGAAAUCAGACACUAGCCUCAGAAAUCAGAAACUAACCAAAGAAAUCAGACACCAGCCUCAGAAAUCAGACACUAGCCUCAGAAAUCAGACAUUAGCUUCAGAAAUCAGACACUAGCCUCAGAAAUCAGACAGUAGCCUCAGAAAUCAGACACUAGUCCAAAGAAAUCAGACAGUAGCCUCAGAAAUCAGACAAUAACCCGACAAAUCAGAUAAUAGUUUAAGAAUGCAUUCCAGGGAAUCUAACAGUCACCUGACAAACCUGAUAAAAUUUGCUAUGAACAGUUUGGUAAAUAUUUCUCAACUUUUUCCAAAAUUGUCAUGAAACUUUCAACAAAAUCACAAAAAAUAUCGGUAAGUUUUCAAAACUUUAGCAAAGUUUGUGUUCAUGGAGUGUGAGGUCACAAUUUAUAGCUACUUUCGAAAUUCAUCUCAAUAAUAUUGAGGUCAUAAUAUUAUGAUAAAUAAAAUUGUCCUGAUGAGAUUAUUUCCAUUGCAUUGAGACAGAACUUGUACAUUACCCACUGUAGGUACUAAUGUUUAUAGUUUGUGUACUGUGAUUCAGGUGUAUGAGUUACCUGUUAAUCACUACUAUCCAAUAAUGACUGACAUGGUAGCAAUGUACUUUGUUUACAAAUUUGAAGCAGGAAGUUGACAGUGAUAUCAUAUAAUUACAGCAUGAUGUUUGCCACAGUUGACUUGUCCUUGGAUAUAUAUCUAGUUGCAAUGUUUUGUGACAGUGUCAGCUAUAAGGAAGGCUCAGCUGGUGGUAAACAAUAUUCAUACAGUAAUGAAUAUUCAUGUGUAGAUUUGCCAACAUCUUGGUUACCUCUUGCUGUGUCACAGAGGGACACAUGACAAAACAUGAUCUGUAGGACAAAGUAAUAGAAACACAAUUCAAGUGUGGAAUCAAAUAAAUAAAAAAAAGUAUUCAGUCUUCUUUCAUCAAUGGGAAACAGUUUUAUGGAACUACAGCAUGGUACUAUAGAGAGAUUGAGUUGUGUCAAGUUGUGAAGAGAAUUUUAAAAGUGACUGAGGAUGUCGGUCAACAGUGGUGAGAGCAAGAAAAAUGUGAAGAAGACCCCCAAUGACUUCAUAUUUGGAAAGGUCAUUGGAGAGGGGUCAUAUUCAACUGUGUAUUUGGCCAAGGAGGUUGACAGCAGUACAGAGUAUGCCAUUAAGGUGUUGGAGAAGCGACACAUCAUGAGAGAACGGAAGACGCAGUACGUGAUGAGGGAGAAGGAGGUCUUGAUGAAGCUGAACCACCCUUUCUUUAUCCGAUUGUUCUUCACGUUCCAGGACACCGACAGGCUCUAUUUUGUGUUGAGUUAUGCCAGGAGAGGAGAACUCCUGGAUUACAUACACAAGUUGUCUUCCUUUGAUGAACCGUGUAGUAGGUGGUACACAGCAGAAAUCAUUGCAGCGUUAGACUACCUCCAUACCAAAGGAAUCAUUCAUAGAGAUUUAAAACCAGAAAACAUUCUCCUGAAUGAUGAAAUGCAUAUACAGAUCACAGAUUUUGGCAGUGCUAAAAUCCUGAAAGACACCAAAGAAGAAGAGGAAGCACCAGUGAGUGGCAGAACGAAUUCUUUUGUUGGUACAGCACAGUACGUGUCACCAGAAAUCCUGACCAGCAAAAAGGCUUACUACAGUUCUGACCUUUGGGCAUUAGGUUGUAUUGUAUACCAGUUAAUGUCCGGGCUGCCUCCAUUUAGAGGAGGACAUGAAUACCAGAUAUUCCAAAAAAUAACAAAGCUUGAAUAUGAGUUUCCAGACGGAUUUAAUGUUGUUGCACAAGACCUAGUGGAAAAACUGUUAGUACUCAACCCUGAACAACGGUUAGGUUGUGAGGAAAUGGGGGGCUUUGAGAAGUUAAAAUUACAUCCGUUUUAUGAAGGAAUUGACUUUGAUCACAUUCACGAGCAGAAGCCCCCACCUCUGGUUCCAUUCCUUCCUGCCACAUCUACAAACCCCGAGAACAUCUGGAGCAGCUACAGGGCUGGGUUUGAUGAUGCAAGAAUGGUGGAAAUAAUCACUCAGACGGUAAUCACUGAUGAUGAGAGAAAGAAACGACUAGAGGAACAACAACAGAACAGUAAAUACCACAAGUUUGUGGAAGGCAACCUGAUCCUGAAGCAGGGACUGGUCGAUAAACGAAAGGGAUUGUUUGCCCGGAAGAGAAUGCUUCUGUUGACUGAGGGACCACAUUUAUACUAUGUAGACCCAGCUAACCAGGUUCUCAAGGGACAAAUUCCAUGGUCAGAAGAGUUGAGGCCUGAGGCAAAGAAUUUUAAAACCUUUUUUGUUCAUACGCCAAAUCGCACCUAUUACCUGGAGGACCGCGAGUCAAGAUCCCAAGACUGGGUCGCCAAAAUCUCUGAGGCUUGGCAGCAAUACUAUGGCAACAAAAACAAAAAGUGAUGAACAGCUACAGCAAUAAGGGGGCGUGGCUAAUUGAUGUAUUGAAUUUGUUUCCACGAGCAUGUUGUAUCAAGAGACGCGUAUGUCCCAAUAAUUGACCACUGCCAUUCGUUGUCCAGCAGACUGACCAGAUGGAAACACAGGGAACACCUGACACAAACAGUUACUUUGUAGUGACCCUCUGUAGAUCCCAAUAUCAAUAGCAAUCCACCUGUACAGAGAGAGAGAGGUCAAAUGUUCAACUCAUUCCAUGUUAUUAAAACUUGCUGUUAAGGAGUGCGAGUUGUGGGGAUAGAUUGUGUUAUUUCUAUAUGUAUAAAUUAGUACCUGUGAAUGAUCUGAAAAGAUUAUGUUGCAUUGUGUGAUUUGUUUAGAAUGCAGAUAGAUUUGUGAUUCAAGAAAACCAUGAAGUUCUUCUAUGAAGUCUUCAAUGUUGCGAUGCACACAGUUUAUAAAAACUACAAUAUUUUGUAACUGACAUCACCAUUCUAUUAAUAUGUCUGUAAACCGUUGGGAAAAACGUCAAUGUCUUGAUCCACCAGUCCACGUUUAAAGUGGAAAGUCAUUUAUCAGAAAGGUCAAGGAUAAGUACAUAUUGUAAACAAGAAUAUAAACAGUACUGUUAUAUGGUGCAAAGGGUGUUUUAACAAAGUGCACACUGUAUUUAAAUGACACUAGAGAAGUGGAGAUGUAUAUUUUUUUUAAUUUUGUGCUUUAUAUUAGAUUUUAUGUCCUAUUGAUUGUUUUUUCUGCUGUACGUGAAAGGCAGUUACAUGUAUGUGCGUAUAAGGUAUAACGCCGUGGGGAUGUGAUGUGCUUGUCCAGAAUGUCCAUUGUCAUACCGAGUCUCUGGAAUUUUGUGUUCUCUGUGCACUGAAUGAAAUUUUCAUUACAGAAUAUUAGAAAAGAAAAAAGUUCAAAUCUUAUCAAUAGAAUGUGCCUUCAUCUUGUGGGCAAUCUAAAAUAUUUAACCUGAGGUUAAAACCAUUAAAUAGGCAAUAGUAACUAUUCAUACUGGACACUCAAAGUGCAAUCACAUUCAAGAAUCACAGAACUUCCAGAAUGAGGAAAGUGAUACUGUGAUUGAAUUUAUCAUUCAGUGGGUUUACUUCAAUAUCCAUACUUACCUUCAUCAACUAUUUGCAAUGUGCCCGACAGGAGUUUUACUUUUUUAAAAACCCACAAUUUACCACAACCUGCUCCACUCACAAUACACAAGAAUGAAAAAAAAAUCUGAAUUAUUGUGCAUGGCUACAUGGGACUUUGUACCCAUAGAUUUGUUUCUGAAAAUGUGCAACACCCCCACCUGCUACAGUAGUUAGAAUCGAAUGAGUGCAGAUUUUCUGGUGGUUUUAUGUAAUACUAUUUAACAAUUGAUGUUGUAAGGAAAUGUACAUCAGCAUACUUUUAGCUUUGUCUCAACCUUUCGUCGAUCACUGUAAAUAAAAAUAACGAUUUUAUUGAAAUAAGCAAUAACAGAGAGCUUAAGCAGGGAUUUAGCAAUUUCAUCAUGAAGGCAUUAAUGAAUUCUAUGGAUAUCAUCACAUGUAAUAUUUUGGAUUGUAGAUGAAAUGUGUAACAGUGAAUUUCAUUAUCUGUUGCCAAAGAAUCAUCAAGAUUUACGCAGAGAUAGGCAUCAACCACUGCAUUUGUAUCUCCACAUGAGCUGUUUAGAAGAAGGCUUUAUUUUAAGGAAGAAAUGUCGUGGUUGUGCGAAUUAGGGGGUAUGAAAACAAUGGAAAAAUAGGGUAAUUUGAGAUUUGAGAUCCCCCCCCCCCCCCUCCUCCUCAGUGUAAACAAACUAGACAUUUAUUACGUCAAGUUGAAAGGUCAAUGUUUUUACAUGUAUCAAGAAAUGAAAUGUAAUGAAACAGUAUUAAAAGGUUAUUUUUUUAAUGGCAAAGCACUGGUUAUUGUAAAUAUGAAUACUAGUAGCACCAGGGUAUAUAAGGGGAGGUUUUUAAAAAAGCAUGAUAUUAAUAUCAAUACUUGUACUCGUACUGAAAUUUAUUGAUAUUUGUUGAAUUGCAUGCAUAUUAUUUCAUUGUACAAACUCUGGACAUAUCACCAGCACUGUGUGUGCGGAAAUCUACAAGCUGUUUAUUAUGUUCAUUCAUGAUUAGAUUCAGAAUGCUUAGAAACGCAGUACAAAGUAACUGAUGCAUGGAGGAGAGUACGUAAAAAUACAUUCUUGUUUGUUUAGUAUACAUUUCUACUACACCUAAAAUUAUGUACUAACUUCUGAAAUAGACAUGUCUGGUUGUAUUAUAAAUUGUAUAUAUGUGCAUGUUUAAGGGAUUUGGUGAUAGUCGUUGUGUGUGGUUAUGAUGAGUUUGUACAAAUUAUAUGUCAAUUUUAUGAAAGGGAGCUUCCUAGAAAUUAUCAACGUUUCUGCAUUAUUUAUUGAACUUGACAAAGAAUAUGGAUUUUAUCUACUUGUUUUAAAGUAAUAUGUAAACUGUGAUAUAUGACAAAUACAAAUAUACUGAUCUUAUUUCCACACAAAUAAAUUGUUAUCAAAUA